AAAACCGAAUGCAAUCUAUGCAUCGGGAUCUCCUUGCCACGGCGCCCAAAUGCCGCGCACCCACCACCCGCACGUCCUGCCCCGCCGCCGCCGUCUCCUCCCCAUCGCCGCCGCCGCGGCCGCGCUCGUACUCCUCGCGCUCCUCAUCCUCCUACCCGCCGCGCCACCCGGGGCCCCAGCGUCCCUCCUCCGUGCCGCAAUCGCCGCCCACCCGUCGGCCGCCUCGUACGCGCACCCAUGCGCUGACCACCUCUCCCUCUCGCUCCACCGCCUCCGCGCCGCGCUCUCCGCGCUUGAGUCUGGCGACCAACCCGCGGCGCUGCACCUCGCAUCCGCCUCGCUCCAGUGCCAGUAUGACUGCUCCCAUCUCCUAUCCCUCCCCGCCUUCCCCUCCCAAACGCUCACCUCCCGUUUCCUCAAUUCCCUUACCCCGCAAACCCUAAUCGCGAGCCCCAAACUCUCCGCCGCCUCAGCCGCUGCGGCCUUUCCAGCGAUGGUCCGCCCGACUGCCACCGUCUGCAAGCCGAGUCCGGCAGCGAAGCCGUGCGACUACUCUACUGUGCAAGCUGCCGUUAACGCGGCACCGAACAACACUUAUGGGCACUUCGUCAUAGCUGUUGCAGCAGGUGUUUACGAGGAAAACGUCAUAAUUCCGUUCGAAAAGACCAACAUUUUGCUGGUGGGAGAGGGCAUGGGGGCUACCAUCAUCACGGCCUCACGGAGUGUUGGGAUUGAAGGGCUCGGUACUUAUGACACGGCGACGGUGGCUGUUACUGGUGAUGGCUUCCGAGCUAGGGAUAUAACAUUUGAGAAUAGUGCCGGAGCAGGAGCUCAUCAGGCGGUCACAUUCCGGUCAGAUAGCGACCAGUCGGUGCUGGAGAAUGUGGAGUUCCGGGGCCACCAAGAUACACUGUAUGCUCGCACAAUGAGGCAUUUCUACCGACGAUGCCAUAUCACAGGAACUGUGGAUUUUAUAUUUGGGAAUGCCGCAGCUAUGUUUGAGGAAUGUGUGAUUAAGACCGUGCCACGGGCGGAGGGAGCUCGGAAGAGUGCACGCAAUGUGGUGGCAGCAAACGGGAGAAUUGAUCCAGGGCAAACGACAGGGUUUGUGUUUCGAAAUUGCUCCGUGGAUGGGAACAAAGAGUUCAUGUUGCUGUUCCAGGCAAAGCCACAGUCGUAUCAGCUGUAUUUGGGACGUCCAUGGAAGGAGUAUUCAAGGACAGUGUAUGUUAGCUGUUAUUUGGGGAAGGUUGUCAUGCCAGAAGGAUGGCUUCCAUGGCGAGGUGAUUUUGCACUCAGGUCUCUGUAUUACGGGGAGUUUGACAGUCGAGGGCCUGGUGCAAAUUACACAUCAAGGGUUAAGUGGAGCAGUCAAACACCAGACAAGCAUGUUGGAUUCUACUCAGUAGAGAGCUUUAUUCAGGGACAUGUAUGGAUUGCAUACUAACUAUAGGACAGGUCAAAUGUUAUGUUCAGGUUAGUGAUUCUUGUUUAAGCUUCAACAGCUAAAUGCAGAAAAGAAAGAAAGAAUUGUAAGUAAUGCCCACACCCAAGGAUCUAUAGACUGUAGUGGAGUAGUCAACUGCAUUAACUUAGGUUUACUCUUUGUACGUUCAGUUGCCUUUUUGUAACUACAUUAUUGUUUGAUGGAGUCACUACUGAAAAAAAGUUUUGCUGUGCUUCGAACAUAUUACGCAUUUUAAUAGCCUUGCUGUUGUCUUCUUAUUUUUUCUUACUGACAAAACACAUUAAAAUUUUAGCUAACCUUUUAGGAUAAGAAAAGAAUGGUUUCUUCAUACUAGCUCGACAAACCAAUGGAAAAGAAAGAUCAAUAGAUUCUUCUUCCAUCUGGGAUUACUAACAAUCAAACUCCUUCAGUACUUCUUUUGACAGGAAAAAACCUGUUAUUUAUCAUUUAUCAAUAUGUAUUUGGAGUCAGAGAUAUCUGCAAACUUAAGUUAUCUGAUGAUAUAGUAUGUUGUAACAGUAUCAUUCACAAUGAGAUGUUUUCAACUUUUUGACCUGUCAGUUAAGCAUAUUUUAAAUUAAUUUUAUGGUCAGAUAUGAUAGUAUUUAUCAUUCGAAGGGCAGAUGUAGUGAACCGACAAUUCGUAAUAAAAUGGAACCUGUUAUGAAAAGAAUGAAGAAAGUAUAAUUUAGCAAAUCAUUUGAAUUCUGUAAAAAAUUAGAUUGUGCCACAUGAACUUGGAAAGAAAAAAGAAAGAUGCAGUUUGUUAUGUUCAGAAGUCAUUGGGAUCGGCAAUGUAACAAUCUGUUGUCUCUGCAGCACCAGCAAAUUGUACUCCCUCCAAUCCCCAAUAAGUGUCUUGGAUUUAGUACAAAGUUGUACUAACUUUGUACUAAAUAUGCUUAUGGAUAAGCUAUAAGAUGUAGUGGGCUGAUUUUCUUUGACAUGUUUUGGUUCUCUCAGCCUCUUGCAGCACACUUACUGGGAGCAAAAUUUACGCAUAGGGUCAUGGAUGCUCAUUCUCCGGUGCCCAUUACAGAAUUUUGCUUUCUUUGCCUGCACAAUAUCCCAUUUCAAUAGAGCCUUUUGCUCCUCAUCCAGAAGCCAAAACUCCUCAUCCAGAGCCUUUUCCACCAUCUUGAGUGCACUUUAUCACUUGUGAACUCUUGCGAUGCUUCCACAUUCCAGGUGCAUCUUUUCAGUUUUUCCCUCCCAGAAAUGCUUCAAAUAUUUCAUGUGUGAAGGAAGACGAUACCCCCACGAGAAGUUCUCAUUCAGGUAACCUUUGUCUCCUCCGUUAGUCCAUUGUAUGAUAUUUCAUCGAUGUGAUCCAGUAGUAGUUCAAACGUGCGUUAGCAGGACUCAAUGACCACUAAAUUAGAGUUAAAUGUUGUUCCAUUGUUUCCCAUUGUACUAUGUCUGGCAUACUGAACAGCAUAUCCAUGUUCCUUUGGAUGCAAAGGUCAGCCUCUUGAAGAUAACCUUAUCAUAUUAUGUCCGUGUCCAGAGCAUUGCAUUCAUUCUUGUAUAGGUCCUGAUACCAGAUGAUCUCGAUUGUUUUGAUCUUCCAGAUAGCUGCUUCAAGGUCAUUCAGUGGAGGCUACUAAUUGUCCAUCAACAAGGAUGGCCAAGUCCCUGUUAGAUACCGCUAAUUGGUGCAGAAGUUAUGAUUCUAUGAAUGAAGUAUGGCUACAUAUACUUCUGUAGAGACAUCGGUAUGUAGGAUUCCUCUGUUAAGAAAAACACACAUUAAAUGGGUUUGUUCAGAAGUAACCUGCUUAACAAACAAUAUAGACUAAUCUUCAGUAAGCUUUAUGCAUGCUGUUGACCAUCGAUCUAUGAUGCACUAGUUCACUUUGGCUUCAUCUCCAAUUAUUAUGUCAUAUACUGUAUUUAUGUUUGUUAAUUUAUUCCAUCCUUUGAUGAA
Brachypodium distachyon (stiff brome) is the source of this 3395-nucleotide messenger RNA. RefSeq names its product probable pectinesterase/pectinesterase inhibitor 51. Gene Ontology annotation, molecular function: pectinesterase inhibitor activity; pectinesterase activity. The coding region runs from base 50 to 1447 and encodes 465 amino acids. NCBI's taxonomy places the organism in Eukaryota, Viridiplantae, Streptophyta, Magnoliopsida, Poales, Poaceae. The transcript has 2 exons. The record is from RefSeq and is a predicted model, not a curated record. Gene Ontology annotation, biological process: cell wall modification.